GCCGGCCGGCGCCGGUGACAUCACGCGGCCUCUCCAGGCGCCCACACAAAGCGCUUCGCGGUGAGGCCGCCGCCGCCGGCCGGCCCUCCUGCCCUGCCCGGCCGCCCUCCUGCCCUGCCCGGCCGCCCUCCUGCCGUGCCCGGCCGCCCUCCUGCCCUGCCCGGCCGCCCUCCCGCCGCCCGCCGGCCCUUCCCUGCGCGCGCGGGCCUGGGAGGGGCGCCCCAGCCGGCUGCGCAGCAUGCACUGGGGGGUUGGCUUGGCCUCGUCCAGGCCGUGCGUGGUGCAUCUGAGCUGCAACCAGAGCGUCUCCUUCCUCGGCUGGUGGGCCGGGUCCGAGGAGCCCUUCUCCUUUUAUGGGGACAUCGUCGCCUUCCCUUUGCAGGAUUACGGUGGGAUCAUGGCAGGGCUGGGCUCCGAUCCCUGGUGGAAGAAAACCCUUUACUUGACCGGCGGUGCUUUGCUGGCCGCAGCUGCGUAUCUGCUCCACGAACUCCUGGUGAUUAGGAAACAACAAGAGAUUGACUCCAAAGAUGCUAUUAUUUUGCAUCAGUUUGCAAGACCUAACAAUGGUGUCCCCAGUUUGUCUCCAUUCUGUUUGAAAAUGGAAACUUAUUUAAGGAUGGCUGACUUACCCUAUCAGAACUAUUUUGGCGGAAAACUCUCUGCUCAAGGGAAAAUGCCUUGGAUUGAAUAUAAUCAUGAAAAAGUUUCUGGCACAGAAUUCAUAAUUGACUUUCUGGAAGAGAAGCUUGGAGUGAAUUUAAACAAAAACCUCGGCCCACAUGAAAGAGCUGUGUCUCGAGCGGUGACCAAGAUGGUGGAGGAGCAUUUCUACUGGACGUUAGCUUAUUGCCAGUGGGUGGACAAUCUCAAUGAGACCCGGAAGAUGCUCUCUCUUAGUGGUGGUGGUCCCUUCAGUAACCUGCUGAGGUGGGUCGUGUGCCACAUAACGAAAGGAAUUGUGAAGCGCGAGAUGCAUGGCCACGGCAUUGGCCGCUUCUCAGAGGAAGAGAUUUACAUGCUGAUGGAGAAGGACAUGCGGUCUUUAGCAGGGCUUUUGGGUGAUAAGAAGUACAUCAUGGGGCCCAAACUUUCCACUCUCGACGCCACCGUCUUUGGACACUUGGCACAGGCGAUGUGGACCUUACCAGGGACAAGACCUGAACGACUGAUCAAAGGUGAGCUGAUCAACCUUGCCAUGUACUGUGAGAGGAUAAGGAGGAAAUUCUGGCCCGAGUGGCACCAUGAUGACGACAACACCAUCUACGAAUCUGAAGAGAGCAGCGAAGGCAGCAAAACCCACACCCCCCUGCUAGACUUCAGCUUUUACUCAAGGACAGAGACCUUUGAAGAUGAAGGAGCAGAGAACAGUUUUUCCAGAACCCCAGACACAGACUUCACUGGACACUCGCUCUUUGAUUCUGAUGUGGACAUGGAUGACUACACAGACCACGAACAGUGCAAGUGACGCCCAGUCUCAGCGACCCUCCUCCUCGGAGCUGCCUGUCCCAGGGUUGUUCCGGUUCCAGGUAGAAAUCCAUCCGUCCUGGGAGGACACUGGGGCCUGGUCCACGAGCUAACUGGACUGUGGCCGCCUUAUUCCUUUUUUGUACAAACAGAACAUAGAACCAUUCAGAUGGCUCCAUUUAAACAGCCCCCAACUCUAAAACAGUCAGCAUGGUUCCCGAAACCCAUUUUUGUUUCUCUGAAAACUGACAUUGUGUGGUGAAGCAGCUGAGUGAGUGGGUUAUCAGCUGACAGUGUUUAUACUGAUCCUCCGCAACCGAGGGAUUGGUGAUGAGCUAGAUUCUUGGGCAUCCUUCAUCCUCCAGGAUAUGAAGUAUGAGAGAAAGCAGAAAACAUGUAGGAUAUAAAUGUACUGUGGCAGUCGCUUGUACUUUCUGUGUGUAUAUUGUAUGUUGAACAUAAGUCAAAUAAAAUCCACAGAUACUCAAUGAACACCUACUGUGUGCAAAGCACUGUGCUAGGUGCUAAUCAGUUUAAGUUUCAGUCUAAGCUUUGCCAGUGACUAGCUGUGAUUUUGGGCAAGUCCCUUAACUAUUGCGUGCCUCAUUUUUCCCACCUGUAAAGUGGGGAUGACAACACUCUCCACCUAUCUACCUACCUCACAGGGAUGUUGUGGGGAUUCUUGUGGUAACAUUCCUAUGGCUCUUUCAGCCUCUCAGAAGUGUUGUGACAUGAACACAACAUUUACCCUUUAUUGUGCUUCAUUUGCGUGAAGAUCUCAAGGCAAAGGAAUUUGAUAUCCGGGCAACAAUGCCCACGGUCACUUGCAGAAGUUGAGCAGAUGAUGCAUACACAAGGUCACCGUUAGGAAAUUGUCAUCAUUCCCCUUGGAGAUUCUGUUUGAAUCAGAAUCAUUGAAAGAACAUUGGGAAUAGUUUUACAUAUCACCCUCUCUUUAAGAUGGUCUUCAAUUCUACAGCGUUUUUACAGAAAAAUUUCUUUGGUGGGCUGCACUCACACUGGAUUGCUGUUCUUUGUGUGUCCUGAGUCAAGCUCAGGAAUCUUGGGGAGAGAGCUGUAGAGAUGAAAGGGGAAGUGAUUGAUUGAUUUUUGUAAGGCAGAAGCUUGCCGACUUUUAAUGUCGUUUUUGAAAACAAGCCUUGGAAAGAUGUCCUGAAAAGGUGGGACAGGCCAAGGAUCGUGGAACCUGUACCCAGACCCGUGCAGCGGUAGGCUGCGCAGUCUUAUGGCAUUCUCAGCGGCUGCCCAGUGGGAGCUGGGCAGUGCUCAGAAUGACCACAGUGUUUCUUAAGGGUCAUGGGCCUUCUCGUCCUCCCUGGAUCGCUGUGGAGCACAGGAGCUGCUGUGGUUAUCCGCAUUUGAGCAGGCAGUGUCAUCUCCAAAGGUAGUUUUUGUUGACUUAGGACAUUUCCCAAGCAAAUACGGGGUGAAGAUCCCUGUGUGAUGCGGGCUAUGGCUUUGGGCCAGGAGAACAAGAUUUACAACUGUAGAGAAAUUAUUUUGCUUCUGACAAAAGGAUUAUUUAUUAUUCAGUUAGAGGAAUAGUCUUUCUUUCUUUUUCUUCUUUUUAUUUAACUUUUUUAACAGGAUCUCCCUGUGUAGACCAGGCUGGCCUUGAAUGCUAAUGAUCCUUCUGCUUCAGCCUUCUGAGUGUUGGGAUCACUGACAUGUGUCACCAGGUCUGGCUUAGAGGCGUUUCUUAAGAGACAAAAGCUUCUGAGAAAUUCAUGUACUUUACUUGAAGAAAACAAAAGCUAACUUUUGAAUAUUGCUUGCAUUACAAUUUGGGAACAAAUGCUGAAGUCAGAAAUUCUUAUUUCGCAGCAAACUUAGUUGAUACUAUUUUAUUAAAACCAUACCUAUGCGAGGCGACUUUCUGAUGCCUGAUGUGAACAGGGUAGAGGACAUAAGUGUGAGUAAGCCUGUCUUCAGCUUGGAGCAUCAUUUGGAGAACUGUUCACCUCCACUCUCUUUAGCAAGCCGUGUGAAGCAGUGUCAGCAGCCGUGUGGCCCUCGGCACAAUAUGAACGUGAGCAGAGUGGGCAGGGGGCCCACAGACCGUCUCUAUCAGGACCCAGUUUCCCUUUUUCCACUCUUGACUGGAAACUUUGCGUACUCUAUAUUUGCUGUGUAGCGGUAACUGUGAUGGAUUUUCACUGUGAGGAGGAUUGAGGAUGAAGGUUGUAUGUUUUUAAUUGUGUAUCACUUGGAGGGCAGUUACGCAGAGAGCCAGCGCUCCAAGUGACUUGUAGGAUAAUUAAUUGCAUUCAAGUACCUUCUUCGGGGAUGUGAAUGAAUGUUUUGACCGAACACUCAGCAUUUUGUAGGUACAAAUUUGAAUUGGAACCCUAAAGUCAACCCCAGUGUUGAUUUCCCAACAUGGGUUAAAGAAAAAAAUGUCCAAACAAAAUCGCCAUGGUUCUGGUCUUUAUGGGGAGGACUUUUCAUAUGCUUUGUUCUUAACCUCACGAAAUUUGAGGUGUUUUCCUAUUUGAUGAACAGGUGCUGCUUACCAGACACAAAAACUAACAAGAAAUUAGGAAAUGUCUCAAUUAUUUGGCUUGCUUGUUCAAGCUCUGAUUUCUUUUUUAUUGAAGGUAAUUUAAGGAAAUAUGAUAUUUAAAUAACAGAUGCUUUUGACUGACCAGAAGAUUCAUGGGUCACAUGAUUUUUAAAAACCUUUUAUUAUAGAAAUAAGUCUUCCUGUCUACCUGCCACCCUCCUCCUCAGGGUUAGUGAGCAGCUGUUACGUGCUUUGCUGCCCAUCAGAACAGAGAGGACAAGGAACAUCUAAGCAGUGAUAGAUUGACUACCUGUCAGCCUUCACCGUUUGGCUGUUAUAUAAUUGAUUGUGAAUAGUGACACUGCCAAGGCCAGGGGCUUCGGGAAACUUAGAAUCAAUGAGACUUGAACCACAACUGCAGUCCUCACAUGAGCCCUCCUCAAGUGUGCAGAAAUACCAGGCUGUGCUUUUAUGAAUGGGUAGGUUUCAAGGAAAGAAGCUGCUAAGUGUUGUAGGCUCGUGGGUCUUGCUUCAUUUUCCUUGUGAGAAAGUAUAGAAUUGUAGAUUUGUAUACCAGUUCACUCUAGAAAGCCCCUUACAAGAACUGUUACUGGCUCAGUGUCGUAUGUGUAAAUAUUGGAGGGGUGGGGCCCAAGGCUGAGGUCUUUCAAGUUGCCCUGGCGAGUUCAUUAUGCCUUGUGGGCUCGAUUUCUUUAUAAACUCGUUCCGUGGGCCUGAGUGUGCUAGGAAUCCUCGUUCACUCUUGUCUGUCACAUUUAGUCACGGUGGCCCAGGCCAAGUUUGGAAACGUGUUCAGUGUCUCUGUUUUCACACAGUACUGUGAGGCUCUGUGAAUAGCCGCAAGGUGAAUUUCCAAGUCACCAGGACUUCUUCUGGUUCUUAUUUAUCUUUUAAAUGAUCCAUGCCCACCUGCUUACUUGCUGGGUUUCCCUGGGAUGCACAGUAGAUACAGAGGGGCAAAGGGAUAACGGAGCAGAAUGGCACUGAUUUCAGGGCAGCCCCUUCUGCUGAGUCUCCUCUGGUACCUCUUUUUUAUGCUUGAUCACUUCACGUAUCUACCCUGCCCACCACCACUGGAGUAAUCUUUUUUUUUUAAGAGAAAGAUCUCUGGCCUUGAUGGGUCACCCCACUUUCUUGGAUGAGGAAUACUGGGUCCCUUAAGGCCUGAUACUGUCACUUCUCUGUUCAUUUGUCUCCCUGUUCCUCUGCUGAGUGCUCCAGCGCAGUGGGCGAUCUGUUUGCCAGGGCCUGGCCGUGCCUCAGGGGCCCCCACCCCUGCGCCUCUGCUCUUGCUGCCCCUCUUUCUGAAAUGCCCUGCCCUCCUCUCCACUGGCCCACAUCAGACCCAUCUCUUAAAGCCCAGCUUCAUCAGUUCCACAUGAAGAAUUCUCAGCUCAGUAGCAUCCCCUCCUCCUCUAAAAACAAAACAUUCAUCAUUUCCUUCCCUAAAGGCUGUGUGGAAAAAAGUUUGCUUAGAUAGUGGGCCACACAGGUACUUGUUUUUCAUUUGUGUGUGUGCGUGUGUGCGUGUCAAAGACUCCACUGACAAUCUAAUGAAAAUUCCAUACCUUAUUCCCAGGAAAAUGCAUAUACGCAAAUCUCUAAAAUUUUACUUAUAAAUUCAGAUUUAAAGACCUGAAAUCGUUCAAGGAUUCCUUAGGGGGUUCAUGAGCCCUAGUUGAAGAGGUCUUAUCCUAAAGAGACUCUUAAAUAUUACUGUUAUUGAUGUUUAUUUUUUCUGUAACAUCUUCAGGAAGGAGACAAAUCGGUGUAUGAUAUGCAAGCAACAAGUCCUUUCUACUUUACCCGCACUGAACAUGUGUUAGGUGACAGACAAGGAGCUUAGCAGGAGCUGUCCUACACGGGAUGAGAAAGUAACUUUGUUUUGACAGACUGGGAAUUUUGAAAGUGAUAGGGUUUUGUUGUUGGUAUCAUCAUCUAUCUUUUAUUUGGAACUUUUUUAUUUUUAAAAAUUUUUUAUGGGAAAAAGAUAAAAUAAAACUUUAUAACAAAAUAACAGGAAUAACAAUAGUUAAUACACUGCAUGUUGUUAUCUUUAAAGUAGUUGCUCAGGGUGCAAAAUAUGGGCAUGAAAAUUUCUCCAAUGGAUAUUAGCACAAAAUUUCCCUUUUAAUGGACUACGAGACACAAAUAGUAUAAUUGAUGUACGUUUUUUCCCUUUGCCCUUCCUUCCUUUCCCCUUUGACUCCUCCUAGUUCCUUUUGAACAAUUUCUUCUCAUUUCACAAUAUCUAUUGUACAUUUUAGAGCUGAUUUAUUCUUUCAAUUUCUCAUACCAGGGAGACAAUACAGUGUUUACAUUUGUAAGUCUGAUUUAUUUCACUUACAAGUAUAGUCUCAAGUUGCAUCCAUUUACCUAGAAAAGUUUCAACUGUGUCCUUCUUUAUGACCGAGUAGUACUCUAUUGUAUAAAACUGUCACACCUUUUUAUCUAUCCCUUGAUUGAUGGUCAUCAUCUAUCUUUUAACUACCCAAGAAUUUAAUUUGUCAAAAUGAGGUUGGGGCCAACUGAGCUGCCUUUCAGCCCUGAAACCCACCACUUCUGCAUGGAAAGGCCAGUUAGUCUGGAGCUAAGAUGGGAGAGAAGUGGCUGGAUUUUUCUCAUGGGAACAAGAUCUCUGUAGUCAAGAUUUUCCUGUAUUCAUUCAUUCUUCCAUAGAGCAGUUGUUGAGUAUAUUUUCAAUAAAAGGAUGGUGACUUUUAUUGAUAGGGAACAACUCAGGCAAUGUCUUUUUUUUUAAACCCCAAGAUGUUUAAUUUGUGGACAAAUGAAGGCACCUGCAAUAAUAAAAAAAUAACUUAUGGCUGUGAUCCAGCUAGCACCAAACUCCUGAUCAUUUCAGUAGAGAAACAUCAUGUGGAGUAAAAGAUUAAUUACAGUACUCUGGACUUCUGUACACAAAUAAUUUCAGCAGUGAUCUUGAUGGACAUCUUAUAUUUUAAAAUCUCACUAUUGUUCCCUAUUACAGCUAUAGGUAUCUUGAAACAUUCCAUUAACUGUAUUAUAUAUGUAUAUAUGUAUACUUUUAUAGAAAGUAAAAUUACUAAAUGAUAUUAAUCCCUUUACCCUACAACAUCAGGAAAUAUCUAUUUUUAUUUGUUUUUACUCUAUGGCUCUCAAAUAAUUUUCAUCUAUUAGCAAUAUUUAAAUUUUUUUCUUUAGUACUUUUCCCGAAAAUUACCUCAUGGCUUUUUAAACAAAUAACAGUUAGCUUUUGAAUUGCCAUAUUAGUUAGUGGUAGCUAAACUAUUAACAGAGAGAAUAUCAUAUAUAUUCAUAGGAUGGCUAGAAAGGAUGAAUGCUCUAUCUACUUAGUAUCAUCUUCCUUUUUAAAAAGCAAUCUGUGGACUUUCUUCUUGAAUAGCUGUUCGGAAUAGAAGUGAGUAUUCUUUUGAAUUUUCUUCUACCCCCCUCCCCCAAAGCCCAAGAGAUCAAGUUUGGCUCAUUAACCUGACCAAUGAUUGUAUUUUUAUCUUUAACUGUAUUUGAUUUUUUUUUGCGCCAAUAAGCCUAAAGACAGUGUUCAAAUAUCUGACAGAUCUCUGUUUCAGUAGGGGUGACAUAGUUUACUCUUCACAAAAAUGAUUUUACCUCCAGUAAUAAGCUCAUGGGAUCAGAUCGUGCUUAUUGUAAAGAUAUGUUUUCCCCAGUUGUCCCCACGGCACAGAAUGUCUGACAACACAAACACUGGCAGGGGUGACAGUUUCUGCAGAAUGAUGGCUGGAUAAGUGAGACCCCGAGUCACUCCCUUAGGAGUGUUAGAAUUUCACUGCGUAGGAGAAAAGGAGGAAACAGCAGUGAUUAGCAGGCUUCCAGGCCUGCGGCAUGCUGUGUUCGAGACAUGCCAGGCAUCUGAGCCGUUUCCUCUGAGGUGGCAUCUUACUAAUCAAAGGAGACAUCUCUAAAUCAAAAACAAAUGCAGUCUGUGUUAGGAAAUGAUGACUUGUGGCUAUAAAAAUGGCCAGUACAGGAAACACUGAGGCAUGUUUUUUACUUUAAUUUUGAUGCUUGUGCGCUGGAUUGCCCGUCACAGCUAGGCAGGGGUAUUUGCAGAGUAUCUUAGAGGUGCUUGCUCUAACAUGUUUACUUCUUUGAUUUUGUAACUUCCUUCUAGUCUCUUAAAAGGGUUCAUAGCCUUGCUUUUGCAUCUUAUAAAUAAAAAGUAUACAAAGUAAUGUGUAUUCGAUUUCAUUUGUUUAUUCAUUUAUUUUGGUCUUUCUGAGACGGGGUCUUGCUAUGCAGUUCAGACUGGCCUUGAGCUCACUUUGUGACUCAGCCUGGUCUUGAACUUGUACCAAUCCUCCUGCCUCAGCCUCCUGAGUGCUGGGAACACAGACAUGUGUAUUUUAUUUAGUGAAGUUUUUUUUUUUUUAAGUGUUUAGAGACAUUCCAAAUCAUCCCUAUGUAGGCAGUAGUCUGCAAACCUUUGUGCUUAUUCACUGUAUCGCCAAACCUUUCUGUGCAUGUCUCUCAGUGUAUUUAUUUAUGAUAUGCACAUAUGUAUAUAUGUAUACACUGUUGUAUAUGUAUACACUGGUUUACUGAUACAAGAUAUACAUUAAAAAAGCCAUAGCCAGCACAGAAUUUUAAAAAUAAAUAUUCUCUGAUACUCAAUGAAGUUUAAGGGAUGGUGUAAGAGAUACUUAAUGGUGACUCCCAGAAGGCUGAAGUUGACGAGUGAGUCUGUACCAUGUAUGGCAAAGUGGAUAUAAAAUAAACAUGGAUGCAUGACUUCAGUUCAGGUGUUUAUUUACUUAGUAUAGGUAUUUUUGGCUAGGGGAAGGGACGAGAGAACAAUUAGAAGUAACUUCCGUGAGAGCUCUUUUUAAUUCUGUUUUUGGGACCUCGUGAUUUAGAAUGCUUUUCAAGUACCUGAAAGAUUUCACAAUACAUGGACUGGAAUAAAACAAGACAGAAGGAGGAACCCAGCCAUGCGAAUGCAGAAGUGCUGGAUGGAAUUUGAGCACCAGUCUGGAAAGCAUGUUUUGAUAAUACCUGGUAAUCAUCAUUUCAUGACUGUACGUCUGUGUUCUAUUUGUUAAUAGCCCUGUGUAUCCAUAAAUGUGGGAGAUACACAGACUUAUCUUCAGAUAUCUGAGAUAGCAAGGGCCAAUGUUGGCAUUAUUUGAAUCCAAAUUUCAGCUGCGUGGAGGCUGAUGGGGGACACCUGCCGGGAGACCUUUCCCUGGACUGCCUGACUUGCAAACACGAUGAGUAGCGUCUUGUUGAACAAGGGCCUAAUGUGGAAACAGCAUUCCAGUGUUUAUUUCUGGGCCUAUGAAUUACUUUAGCACAGUUACUGUUAGUCGUUUAUAAAGCCAUAUAUAAACUUGUACACUUGAUUGUAAGAUAGAUUUACUAGAUGCCUAUGUUGACUACUGUAUAUAAAUGUGGAACUCCUGUACAUUUGGUCUUAAUGCUGUAUGUAUUUGAUGUGUAAAUGAUAACUAAUGGAUAUGAAA
This is a messenger RNA of Cavia porcellus (domestic guinea pig), 9495 nucleotides long. It is a transcript of the gene Faxc, whose product is annotated as failed axon connections homolog, metaxin like GST domain containing. Gene Ontology annotation, cellular component: cytoplasm. The coding region runs from base 239 to 1468 and encodes 409 amino acids. The record is from RefSeq and is a predicted model, not a curated record. NCBI's taxonomy places the organism in Eukaryota, Metazoa, Chordata, Mammalia, Rodentia, Caviidae. The transcript has 6 exons.